GAUGGAGAUGCUCGAUGCAGCGUUGCCGGAGUUUCAGGUUUUUCACUUGAAAGGGAGCCCUGCUGACUGGGGUCACAUUGGAAUGGCCCGCCCACGUGUGUGGUCCAUCGUGUACCAUCGGGAGAAGGUAGAGGUGCUCUUCAAUCCAGGCGAGGUCUAUCAGAUCCUCUGCUGCACCCUACGCAAAGGCUUGGGGAGCCUUCCUGCGUCCAUCUUCUGGCAGCACACGCCGCCUGCUGACGUGGUCGCGAUGGAGAACAGUAUCAGGGAGCAGCGGCAGCUGGCAGCCCUGAGCUCUGGCCCAUCAGAUGACUGGUCCUACCUGCUGACAGAGAGCCAGCAGAGGCACUUGAGUGGUUAUGAAGCGAAGUGGAGACAGCUUCAUGGUGGUCCUUCUGAUCUCGACGACGGCUGUGUCUUCGACCUGAGCCAGAAUCCUGAGCACUGCUGUCUUUGGACGUCACGACACGGGUCCCUCCCGACCUUCCGGCGCAAUAGUAAGCUAUGGGUUCCGUGUUUGAAACGAUUCCUCUUGCCGCGUGAGGCGGCCCUUCUCAUGGGCUUCAGCGGCCCAUCUUUGCAGCACGUGCAUCAAAACAAUGUCGGGAAUGCGAUGAGCUUGCAGACGGUGGGUCUGAUGAUUCUGGCUGCUCUUUUAAGUGCGGCCCCUCUCCCCAGGGCAGCUCCAGGCCCGGAAGUGCCUGGAGCUGCCCACGUGACUGCGGUGAAGAAUUAA
Molecule: messenger RNA, 736 nt
Organism: Symbiodinium natans
Lineage: Eukaryota; Dinophyceae; Suessiales; Symbiodiniaceae
Source: the annotation of a GenBank genome assembly